Molecule: messenger RNA, 819 nt
Organism: Pseudozyma flocculosa PF-1
Lineage: Eukaryota; Fungi; Basidiomycota; Ustilaginomycetes; Ustilaginales; Ustilaginaceae
Exons: 2
Coding region: 1-819 (272 amino acids)
Molecular function (GO): metallopeptidase activity
Source: RefSeq, a predicted model, not a curated record
AUGCAGUUCAACAUCGCCUUUGUCCUCUCGGCCCUGGUCGCGGUCCCCGCCGCCCUCGCCGGCACCAUCCCCAAGCGUGGCUGCGGUACCCACGAGAAGCACGAGGAGCACGAGAAGAAGGUCCAGGAGCGCAUCGCCAACAUCCGCGUCGCCGCCGCCGCCAAGCAGAUCCCCGUCUCGUGGCACACGAUCACCGACGGCACCAGCGGCAAGCUCACCGCCUCGCAGGUCCAGGCCUCGAUCGACGUCCUCAACAAGGACUACGCCAGCACCGGCUUCUCCUUCUACCUCUCGGCCUCCGAGACGGUCACCAACAAGUCCUGGUUCACCGGCGUCGACCAGGGAACCACCGCCGAGGCCCAGAUGAAGAACAGCCUCCGCGACGGUAACGCCCUCACGCUCAACGUGUACACCGUGAGCUUUGGCUCUUCGGGCCUGCUGGGCUACGCCACCUUCCCCUGGAGCUACUCGGGAGCCCCCAAGAACGACGGCGUCGUCAUCGCCUAUCAAACUUAUCCUGGGUCGUCCUAUGCUCCCUUCAACCAGGGACGCACCCUUACCCACGAGGUUGGUCACUGGCUUGGUCUCUACCAUGUCUUCCAGGGAGGAUGCACGGGAUCGGGCGACAGCGUGUCGGACACGCCCGCCCAGUCGACUGCUACGUCGGGCUGCCCGUCGAGCCAGGACUCGUGCCCCAACGUGGCCGGCGUCGACUCGAUCCACAACUUCCUCGACUACUCGGACGACGCCUGCAUGUACCAGUUCACCGCUGGCCAGACGAGCCGCAUGGCCCAGAUCGUCUCGGCCUACCGCGGAUAG